This is a messenger RNA of Megalobrama amblycephala (Wuchang bream), 623 nucleotides long. Its product is annotated as cytochrome c oxidase subunit 6A, mitochondrial. Gene Ontology annotation, molecular function: enzyme regulator activity. The record is from RefSeq and is a predicted model, not a curated record. Gene Ontology annotation, cellular component: mitochondrial inner membrane. Gene Ontology annotation, biological process: mitochondrial electron transport, cytochrome c to oxygen. The coding region runs from base 155 to 463 and encodes 102 amino acids. The transcript is spliced from 4 exons. NCBI's taxonomy places the organism in Eukaryota, Metazoa, Chordata, Actinopteri, Cypriniformes, Xenocyprididae.
GCAGAGAGACAGAUUUCAGAUGGGAGGAGUCUCGUGGUUCAGGCCAGGACAGACCAAAGGACAAACAGACAGAGGUGUAGAAAGAGAAAGUAGCUAAUAACUGAGGAACAAAGAGCAAAAACACUCGACCACCCUCUUUGAAAGCAGAGAAUAAAUGGCGAUGUCACCGACUGCUAUGGUGGCCCGUCGGGCUCUCGCGGCUGCAUCACAAGGGAGCCAUGAAGGAGGAGCAAGGACCUGGAAGAUCCUGUCCUUCGUAUUGGCCCUGCCCGGUGUUGGUGUCUGCAUGGCAAACGCUUACAUGAAGAUGCAGGCCCAUUCCCAUGAUACCCCAGAGUUUGUGCCAUACCCACACCUCCGCAUUCGAACCAAGCCAUGGCCCUGGGGUGAUGGGAAUCACUCCCUCUUCCACAACUCUCAUACAAACCCUCUGCCCACCGGUUAUGAGGGAUCUCACCACUGAGUGGGACACCCCCCUGCUGUCUGACACAGAUCCCAAUCAACACAGUCUCCAUUCAGCAGCAACAGGCUGCCAUACUUUUAACAUUUUUAACAGACAUAAACAACUGUUUUCACAUGAAUUCCUUGUAUCUGGCAACAAGCAAUAAAUGGUAAACAGUUAA